AUGUCGCGGCCAGUUCGCAUCUUUGGGCUAAUGAUGAUGGUCUACCCAGAAUCUCAAGGCUUGCCAGGUGAUGUCAACGAUGGUGGUGGUGAUGAUAACAGUGAAGAACCAGGGAAUUCCCACCGUUCUGACCCUCCUUCACCCUCGUGCAAGAGCAGUAAGAGCACAGAUGAAAAUAAGACAGAGAAUCUGGGAGAACCCACAUCUUUCACAACUCCUGGGGACUCUUACAUGGUGAAAGAUAAACAGGUGGGGUUGGCCAAUCAUGAACUGAGGCUUGAGAAGGAAAAUCAGGAGUUUCAGGAACCAUUUUACCAAGACAUGAGAAUGUCCGACAGCUUGGCUGGAGAUGAGAAGCCCAGCCCGACCUACCACCUUCCUGGGCAUCAGCCGUUUCCUGCCCCCCAAAAGGCCGGUACAGCACCAAGUGGCUUCCAUGACUCUCUCCAGCACAGCUCAGGCCAGCACCUGGGGACAGAGGCCGCUGCCACACAGGCCCAUGUCAGUGACAAUUACGUGGGACAGCCAGAGAGCACCACGGGAGCGGAGCCCCAGGUGCUGCGCGAGGAGGGCGGCGAGGACAGCAAGGAUGGAGAGUCGCAGCCCCUGCAGCCGACCUACUACUCACUGUGGCAGGAGAACAGCAUCCUCAGGUCGGAGUAUGGAAUGCUCAGGAAUGCGAACGUCAUGCUCGAGGCGGAGAAUUUUACACUCAGGCAGGCGUUCAAACGGCUCAAGAAGGACAGGGCUGUGUUCGUGGGGGAGGAUGUCAUGCUCAGGGAAGAAUACAAAGUGCUCAGGGAACAGUAUGACAGGCUCCAGGGAGAGAAUGCUGCACUCAGGAAGGACAAUGCCAUGGCCGGGACAAUGUUUAAGAACUUCCAGAACAACUUGAAGAGACAGGCGUGCAUGGUGGCGAGCCUGAAGGAUCAGCUGAAGAUCAGCCAGGCUGAACGAGAGCGGGAAUCCCAAGAGCUCCAGUCCUUAGUCCGCCAGACUGAGUGUUAUCUUCAGCUAGAGACCCAGCGCGCCCUGAAUGCCGAAACAAACGUGGAGAGGCUGAAGCAGCAGAUCUUUAUUCUCCAAGGACAGCUGGAGAGAUGCAAGCUGGAGAAUGAAAAACUGAGAACAGACUGGCCGGAAGCAGUGAAGCACAGCUUAGACUUCACCAGGCAAAACUCCCACAAACUCAUAAUGGGCAAUGACGCCUCCCUCAGGCAGUUCCUGCCUCAGAAAUGCUGCCCAUUGUUACUGAGGUUCUUGAAUCCACCAGAAAAAUUCCCAAAUUUUAAGCAUAGAAAGAUCUAUGAGUGCAGUUCUGUGUGA
This is a messenger RNA of Onychostruthus taczanowskii (white-rumped snowfinch), 1326 nucleotides long. Its product is annotated as endosome-associated-trafficking regulator 1-like. Lineage: Eukaryota; Metazoa; Chordata; Aves; Passeriformes; Passeridae. Gene Ontology annotation, biological process: positive regulation of cilium assembly; positive regulation of protein localization to cilium; regulation of cytokinesis. Gene Ontology annotation, cellular component: recycling endosome; centrosome; midbody. The record is from RefSeq and is a predicted model, not a curated record.